UAUCGGACGGCAAUUGUGUGGCCAGGGAGGGGCUACCUGAGACUUGAUAUCUCUCUCUCUUUCUUCUUCUUCUUCUUCCUCUUCACAUCACUGUGUGCGCGUCUCUCUCUCUCUCCUCUCCUUCUCUCUCUCUCUAUUCUAUCUUUUCAAAUUUCUUCGCUAUCCUAAUUUCAAACUCGCCUCUUCUUCGAAAGAGUUGGAGAAUUUGGUUUCGGAAUCUGUAGAUUUUGAAAUCCUUGUUCGAAUCAAUCAAAUGGUGGAUCGAUUUAGUGAGAUUGCUUUGCCUCAUUAGCAAUGACUUCUGCUUCUUCCAUGUCCGUGUCUGUGGAAUGUGUGAACAUAUGUAAUCUAACCAAAGGAGACGGGAACGCAAGAAGUGAUUGCAAUGCUCUCUCCUGUGCUUGGAAAGCUCCAAGAGCCUUAACUGGGUUUCUAGCUACCACUGCUCAUCCACCUGUUUGUUCUUUGUAUUCAUGUGGCAGAAAUGGAAGAACGAGCCGAAUGAAAUCUUGCGCCUGGCAGAGGUAUGAAUGUGAAGUAGGCGUUUUUGAGGCUCCUUACUUUGUAAAUGUGAGAAAUAUCUUGAAGUCCAGAUUAUCUUGUGGAAGUCACAAAAGAUGGGAACUGUAUUGCGCAUCAGCUGAAUCUUCUGGUGCAUCCGAUGUUGUUACUGUCGAAACAUUGUGGGAGGACCUUUUCCCAUCAAUAUCUUACUUACCCUGUAAAGAAUUAGAAUUUGUUCAAAAGGGCCUUAAGUUAGCGUUUGAGGCACAUCAUGGUCAAAAGAGACGUAGUGGGGAACCAUUCAUUAUACAUCCAGUUGCAGUUGCUCGUAUCCUUGGGGAACUUGAAUUGGAUUGGGAGUCUAUUGUUGCUGGAUUACUCCAUGACACAGUUGAGGAUACAAAUUUCAUUACUUUUGAAAAGAUAGAAGAAGAGUUUGGUGCAACUGUGCGUCACAUUGUAGAAGGGGAGACCAAGGUGUCAAAACUGGGAAAGUUAAAGUGUAAAACGGAUAGUGAAUCAAUACAAGAUGUUAAAGCAGAUGAUUUGCGGCAGAUGUUUCUGGCAAUGACAGACGAGGUCCGCGUCAUUAUCGUCAAGCUAGCUGACCGGUUGCAUAAUAUGCGAACCCUCUGCCACAUGCCUCCUCAUAAGCAGUCCAGCAUUGCAGGGGAGACUUUGCAGGUCUUUGCUCCUCUAGCGAAAUUGCUUGGAAUGUAUUCCAUAAAGUCUGAAUUGGAAAACCUAUCUUUCAUGUACGUAAGUGCUGAGGAUUAUGAUAGAGUCACAAGCAGGAUUGCUAACCUCUACAAAGAGCAUGAAAAAGAACUCACUGAGGCAAACAGAAUUUUGGUGAAAAAGAUUGAAGAUGAUCAGUUUCUGGACCUUGUGACUGUGAAUACUGAUGUUCGAUCUGUUUGCAAGGAAACUUACAGCAUAUAUAAAGCUGCCCUUAAAUCGAAAGGAUCCAUUAAUGACUAUAACCAGAUUGCUCAGCAGUUACGGAUUGUUGUAAAGCCAAAACCCUCUGUGGGGGUCGGGCCUUUGUGCAGUCCACAACAGAUAUGUUAUCACGUUCUUGGGCUAGUCCAUGAAAUCUGGAAACCUAUUCCCCGAACUGUAAAAGAUUACAUUGCAACCCCAAAGCCUAAUGGCUACCAGAGCCUCCAUACUACUGUGAUUCCGUUCUUGUACGAGAGUAUGUUUCGACUGGAGGUUCAGAUCAGAACUGAGGAGAUGGAUUUGAUUGCUGAAAGGGGCAUUGCUGUUUACUAUAAUGGCAAGGCUCUUUCUGCUGGAUUAGUUCGAAAUGCAAUUCCUAUAGGUAGAAAUUCAAGGGGGAAGACGGGUUGCCUCAACAAUGCAGAUUUUGCACUCAGGGUUGGGUGGCUCAAUGCAAUAAGGGAAUGGCAAGAGGAGUUUGUGGGUAACAUGAGCUCUAGAGAAUUUGUAGAUACCAUUACAAGGGAUCUUUUAGGUAGCCGUGUGUUUGUAUUCACGCCUAAAGGAGAGAUAAAGAACCUCCCGAAAGGGGCCACCGUUGUUGACUAUGCUUAUCUGAUUCACACGGAAAUCGGAAACAAGAUGGUAGCAGCUAAGGUCAAUGGUAAUCUUGUUUCUCCAACGCACGUUCUUGAGAAUGCUGAGGUCGUGGAGAUUGUCACGUACAACGCCCUCUCAAGCAAAUCUGCUUUCCAAAGACAUAAACAGUGGUUGCAACAUGCCAAAACAAGGAGUGCGAGACACAAGAUUAUGAGGUUCCUAAGGGAGCAAGCUGCACAAUGUGCUGCCGAAAUUACCCAAGAUCAAGUCAAUGACUUUGUGGCAGACUCUGAUAGUGAUAUGGAAGAUCUCACAGAAGUUUCAAGAAAGAGCCUACAAUGGUGGGAGAAAAUCCUCGUUAAUGUCAAGCAAUUCCAGUCACAAGACAAAAGCAGAGAUACAUUACAAGAAAAAGUCAGAGAUACAACACCCGCUUCUCAAAAUGGAAACAUUUGGGUCCCAAAGGUGAACGGAAAACACAACAAAACAGUUAAAAAGUCGAGUUUAGAUGAGCCAGAGUUCCUCCUACCAGGAGAUGGAAUUGCCAAGAUUUUGCCUGCUAACAUUCCUGCUUAUAAAGAAGUGUUGCCCGGCUUAGACAGUUGGCGAGACAGUAAAAUUGCCUCAUGGCAUCAUCUCGAAGGUCACUCCAUCGAAUGGUUAUGUGUAGUAUCCAUGGAUCGCAAAGGCAUAAUUGCAGAAGUUACAACAGUCCUUGCAGCUGAAGGCAUCGCAGUAUGUUCUUGUGUGGCCGAGAUUGACAGAGGAAGAGGAUUAGCAGUAAUGUUGCUUCAAAUAGAAGCAAACAUUGAAAGUUUGGUUAGUGUUUGCGCUAAGGUGGAUCUAAUCUUGGGUGUGUUGGGAUGGUCGAGUGGUUGUAGCUGGCCAAAAUCAACAGAUAAUGCUCAAGUUCUUGAGUGUUAAAGCUAAAGGACUCAGGUUCUUGGCCGUGAAGUUUUGUCAUGUUCACUGGAAAAAUAAGCAAACUGAAGAAGAGAGUCUGGUUGCUCCAUGUAGAGGUAGAGAGCUCUUAUAAUAUUCUUGAAAAUAUAUCAUUUUGUUUUUGGGAAAAGAAAAAAAAAACAAGAAAAAGAGAGUCAAAUUCUUUUAGAUGUGUUAUGUUCAAUAAAUCAAGGUCAUUGUAUAUAAAGACCAAAAGAGUGGGAUGAACAUACAAUGUAAUAUGUAGAUACUCCUGUAAAACCUAUACUUGCACAUAGAAGAAGAAGAAGAAAACGGAUGCAUUUCCCAAAACGGUGUAUUACUAAUUUGUACGUAGUUUUUGUUUUCUUCUAA
Molecule: messenger RNA, 3342 nt
Organism: Capsella rubella
Lineage: Eukaryota; Viridiplantae; Streptophyta; Magnoliopsida; Brassicales; Brassicaceae
Product: putative GTP diphosphokinase RSH1, chloroplastic
Exons: 24
Coding region: 295-2970 (891 amino acids)
Biological process (GO): guanosine tetraphosphate metabolic process
Source: RefSeq, a predicted model, not a curated record